GCGGUAGGCAUGUAUGUGAUGUCUGUUGUGCACCAGGUCUUUAUGGUUCUCACGCGUGCGACCUCUAUAUAUAUCGUCUCACCCCUCUCUGGCUCACACUUGACUUCUCUCUCCUUGCCUCCCCCUCCUCCUCGUCUUCUUCCCACCCACACAGGCUACACAAGAGCGGCGACGGAGGAGAUGGCAGGCUGCGGUGAAGCCAAGACAUCAUCGGUUUCCAUGGAUGAAGAGGCAAGCAUGGAGAGGAAGUUUGGCGGGAUUGCGCCCAAGAAGCCUCUCAUAUCAAAGGACCAUGAGCGUGCCUACUUCGAUUCUGCAGAUUGGGUCCUCGGCAAGCAAUCUGCAAACAGCAGCUCAAGCGCUGCGGUCGAAUCACUGAAGCCCAAGCUGAAGAGAACUCCUCACCACCAGCUCCCCCCUCGCAAGCCCACCUGUGCGUCUGGCUGAGACAUAAGGGGUCACAUUGCAGCAGCAGGUGAAGAGCACGUAGGGAGGAGGAUGAGUGAGCUCGGAUUAAUGUUGUUUAGCUGGUCCUAAGUUCGUGGCAAACAUCUUUGCAUGCGAAUUGGCAUGGCACUUGCUGCCUCUAUGUCUGUCACAAGUCAUUAACCGUCGUUAUCAUGGUUAUUAAGUCACACGGCAUUUCGUGUUUCAGAAACCUUGCUAGUAUAUUCGUCUUAAAUUCACAAGGUCCGUACAAAUCUUUAUCUAAUAAUAAAGAGGCUAUCGCUUCCGUCGGAAAA
This is a messenger RNA of Hordeum vulgare subsp. vulgare (domesticated barley), 743 nucleotides long. RefSeq lists its product as uncharacterized. The record is from RefSeq and is a predicted model, not a curated record. The coding region runs from base 10 to 447 and encodes 145 amino acids. NCBI's taxonomy places the organism in Eukaryota, Viridiplantae, Streptophyta, Magnoliopsida, Poales, Poaceae. The transcript has 7 exons.